AUGGGCUGUUUUUGUUCAACAAUGAAUCGUAUUUAUGUUCAACCAUUAUUUACUGCAACGGAUAUAUCAUGUUUAACUCAAUCAUGGAAUAUUUUAAAAAAUCAUGAUAUUAUUAAAUUUGCUGAUGAAGUUCUUAUAAAAGGUAUGCAUCGUAGUUCUAAUCUUCGACAAUUUUGGACAUCAAGAAUGGUUAUUGAUAGUAAUAAUUAUGAUUAUAGUCAAGGUGAAUCAUGUUUAAGAACUGAUUUAAGUUGGCUAAUUGGAUUACGUGAGCAUAGUAUUCAUUUUACAAUGACAUUUGAUAAACUCAUAUCAUCUAUUAAUGAUGAAAAACUUCUUUUAAUACAAAUUCAAUCACUUCAACUAUUACAAAAUAUAUCGACACUUGAAUAUGAUUCAUUAAUAAUAUUAAAACAAUGUAUAAUAGAAACAAUUCGUGAACGUUUUCAAAUGUUUAAAUAUAAUUUUGUAAUUGAUUAUGAUCAAGCAUGGAAUAAAUUUUUAUCAUUUAUUAUUAAAUAUUUAUUAGAAAAAAAGGAUAAAAUUCGAGGACCUACAAAAAUUAUUAUAUCACCUGCAACAAAUAUAGAUCAAACAUCAAGUAAUAAAUAA
This is a messenger RNA of Adineta steineri, 612 nucleotides long. The record is from the annotation of a GenBank genome assembly. NCBI's taxonomy places the organism in Eukaryota, Metazoa, Rotifera, Eurotatoria, Adinetida, Adinetidae.